Ruditapes philippinarum (Manila clam) is the source of this 1954-nucleotide messenger RNA. RefSeq names its product interferon-induced protein 44-like. The record is from RefSeq and is a predicted model, not a curated record. Bases 152 to 1564 code for a protein of 470 amino acids. NCBI's taxonomy places the organism in Eukaryota, Metazoa, Mollusca, Bivalvia, Venerida, Veneridae. The transcript has 7 exons.
UUAUCUAUACUUAGUGACUCAAUUCUUGGUAUCAAGCAGUAUUUUCAGUUUCGAUCGGGGGUUACACGAUCUUUUGCUGAAGUUUUAUUGGGAAGUAAGAUUUUAGUGUUUUUCGAUCUUUUGCGGAGGUUCUACAUUUAUCUGAGAGACAAUGGAUGGAAAACUCAACUUGAAACACAAAACUUCGAUAAUUAGAUUUAUUGGCAGUGGUGCUAAAGAUUUUCAUCUAUUGUAUAGCUUCACUCGUGACGGGGCUAAUGCUACAACUUUUCAUCAAAAGUGUGACAACAAAGGCCCAACUGUUACUGUCGUUUACAACACGAAGGAUUCUAUAUUUGGGGGAUACGUUGAGAAAAGUUGGACCUCGGACAGCACUGGAGCCUACGUAAAAAGUGAUAGGGCAUUUUUGUUCCGCUUAGAGUCAAAUGGCAAAGUUGCUUUGAAUAAGUUCCCUGUAAAUGCAUCAGAUCAGGCUUUUUACUGCAUUGACACUCAUGGCCCAGUAUUUGGAUCAGGGCAUGAUUUAGAUGUAUUCAGCGACACCCUUACCGCUCAAGGAAAUCAGUUCAGUCUAAACGGAGUCAUGAAAAUGGGAACCACCUAUGACAUGGGUGGAGUUGCAGUCGACAAAGUAACGGAUAAUGUCAACACUGUAUUUGACGUUGAAGUGUAUAGCUUAUCAGAGUCACCAUUAGUAAGUGUUUGGAGAGCAUCGACUGGGUGGGAAUCGGAGGAUUUGAUGUUACUGAAGAGAUAUGCGGAAUCAUAUACGCCUCUACAUGGCCUUGACAUUGAAACGGCUAACAUAUUAGUGAUAGGGCCAGUGGGCGCUGGUAAAUCAAGCUUCUUCAAUACUGUAGCGUCUGUAUUCCGUGGCCAUAUCUCAGACCAAGCUGUUUGUGGAAGUGCAGAGAAAAGUAUUACGUCAAAGUAUCGAAUGUAUCGUGUCAGAGGUUCUCAAAAGCAAAAGCCACUGAAAUUUUGCCUCUGCGACACAAUGGGUUUGGAGGAAAGCCAUGGAAUAGAUGCUCAAGAGCUGGGAUACUUAUUGGAUGGUCACGUUCCAGAUGGAUAUCAGUUUAAUCCAACGACACCAGUAUCUAAUGAAAUCCAUGGUUUUGUCAAGUUUCCAACACUUGGACAGAAAAUUCAUUGUGUUUGUUUUGUGUUUGAUGGAAUCACAGUAACCAUUUUGUCAGAGAAAUUGCUUGAGAAAGUUAAAAGCAUGCAGGCAAAAGUUAGGCAGAAAGGGCUUCCCCAGGCUAUUGUACUUACAAAGAUUGACAACGUUUGUUCCUAUGUCGAAGAAGAUAUAACAAAGGUCUACCAGAGUGAAACCAUAAAAAAACUGGUCGACAAAGUAUCUAACAUCUUUGGCGUUCCUCGAAGUUUCAUUCUUCCACUGAAAAAUUACGAAAAAGAGAUAGAGGUGGACACACACGUGAGCAUUUUAGCAAUGCAUACACUGAAAAGGCUUCUAUUGUCUACAGAGAAUCAUUUCUUUAACUUCCUAGAUACACUCAAUGUCAAGCAGCAAGAAGUUAAAGGCCGACAUGGCAAUUGAUAUAAACCUUUUACUGUAACAAUUGAUUUGUUACGACCGAGCAAAUUGUUGAAAAUUACAUUCAUGUGCUGGAUUGUGACCAUCCACUGGAAAAACUCAAACAUUUUUUAGUAAAGCUUACAAACAAAAAAUUACAAAAAUAUGAGAAACUGUAGUCUACGAUCUGUUUUAACUAUUAUCUGUUCUUGACUGAUUUGAAUGUAGCGAUAAAUGGGACCAGACGGCCUGAAAAACCCGUGCAUGCGUGCUCUAUACGGAAAAACACUUAAGUACAUACAAAAUUAUGCAAAACUAUAUACUAUGGUUUAGGUGAAUUUUAACGAGUAAGAUGAAACGUUUUAGAAUAGAAAAUGACUAACCUUUCCAUGCUGUUGAUAUUAUAAAACAUAU